Cavia porcellus (domestic guinea pig) is the source of this 4142-nucleotide messenger RNA. RefSeq names its product Ras related GTP binding D (gene Rragd). The transcript is spliced from 7 exons. Bases 253 to 1452 code for a protein of 399 amino acids. Lineage: Eukaryota; Metazoa; Chordata; Mammalia; Rodentia; Caviidae. Gene Ontology annotation, cellular component: nucleus; lysosome; Gtr1-Gtr2 GTPase complex. Gene Ontology annotation, molecular function: GTPase activity; GTP binding. The record is from RefSeq and is a predicted model, not a curated record. Gene Ontology annotation, biological process: cellular response to starvation; negative regulation of autophagy.
UCGGGGAGGAACUGCGCUCCGGCCGAGUCCUCCGCCGGCGGGCGGGGAGGGGAGCGGAGGGGGCUCCCGGGGCGCUGGGGGCCGCCCGCCGCGGGGGGACGCGCGCCCCCCGCCGCCGCCGCCUACCGCGAGGCUCCAGACAAAACCCCGAUUCACAAGUAGGUUGCGGGCGGCUGGCGAGGAGUGGCUCGGCCCGCACCCGGGACCCCAGCCGCCCCGGCCCCGGCGCCGGCCCGCCGGCCGGGGGUCGCGAUGAGCCAGGUGCUGGGGAAGCCGCAGCCGCAGAACGAGGACGACGACGACGAGGAGGAGGAGGACGAGCUGGUGGGGCUAGCGGACUACGGGGACGGCCCCGACUCCUCCGACGCCGAUCUGGACAGCGGGGCGGAGGAGGGAGUUCUGGACUUCAGUGAUCCCUUCAGCUCUGAGGUGAAGCCAAGAAUCCUGCUCAUGGGCCUGAGAAGAAGCGGCAAGUCUUCUAUUCAGAAAGUUGUCUUUCACAAAAUGUCUCCCAACGAAACACUGUUCUUGGAGAGUACUAACAAGAUAUGCCGGGAGGACGUUUCCAACAGCUCCUUUGUCAAUUUUCAGAUUUGGGACUUCCCAGGACAGAUUGACUUUUUUGAUCCCACGUUUGACUAUGAGAUGAUCUUCAGAGGAACUGGAGCACUAAUAUUUGUCAUCGACUCCCAGGAUGACUACAUGGAAGCCCUGGCCAGGCUCCAUCUCACAGUGACCAGGGCCUAUAAGGUGAACACUGACAUCAACUUUGAGGUAUUUAUUCAUAAAGUGGAUGGUCUGUCAGAUGACCACAAGAUUGAAACCCAAAGAGACAUUCACCAGAGGGCAAAUGAUGACCUUGCGGAUGCUGGAUUAGAAAAAAUUCACCUCAGCUUUUACUUGACAAGCAUAUAUGAUCAUUCAAUAUUUGAAGCUUUUAGCAAAGUGGUUCAGAAACUGAUUCCCCAACUCCCAACUCUAGAGAAUUUGCUGAACAUCUUUAUCUCAAAUUCUGGAAUUGAAAAGGCAUUUCUAUUCGAUGUGGUCAGUAAAAUUUAUAUUGCUACUGAUAGCACUCCAGUGGAUAUGCAAACCUAUGAACUCUGCUGUGAUAUGAUAGAUGUGGUUAUUGACAUCUCUUGUAUUUAUGGUCUCAAAGAAGAUGGUGCAGGAACCCCCUAUGACAAGGAAUCUACAGCCAUUAUAAAGCUGAAUAAUACAACAGUUCUUUACUUAAAAGAGGUGACAAAGUUCCUGGCUCUCGUUUGCUUUGUGAGAGAGGAAAGCUUUGAAAGAAAAGGGCUUAUUGACUAUAAUUUUCAUUGUUUCCGGAAGGCCAUCCAUGAAGUUUUUGAGGUGAGAAUGAAAGUGGUGAAAUCUCGAAAGGUUCAGAAUCGGCUACAGAAAAAAAAGGGGGCCACCCCUAAUGGGACCCCUCGAGUGCUGCUGUAGGCGAGGCUGCAGGAACAUCUUUGAAAUCAGACCUUUUCAAUGAGUCUGCUGCACCAUAUUGCACUAAAGAAAGAUGAAGAAGGAGACUGGAACACAUGACAUGGAUUUAUUGUUUUAAAAAUUCCUGCAACCCUCUUAAUCGUCUCUUUUUUUAAAUAAAGUAAGCACUUUGAAGCAAAAGCUUGUAUAUUAACCAUGAAGUGAAAUCCACUGUACUUUCCUUACAGAAAUGUAAACUUCUAUGGUCAGUAGUUAGAAAAUCCCGUGUGAGAACUGCCAAGAAUUGUACAUAUUUUGCACUUUUUCAUGUUUUCUCGUUGAACUGAACUUUGAUAAAAUGACUUUUCUAAACUCUUUUCUGUACUUGUGUCAAGGACAUGCAUACUGUAGCUCAUAUGCUAGGCAAUCAGAAAUUAAUCAAAAUGAUGCAUUGGUAAGGACUUUUUAUAAAUUUGGGACUCUUUGCUAUAAUUGUUGAAAGAAAUCAUUUUUCAGUGGGGCUGAAACAGAUUGGAGCUGCAAGCUCCAGGAGCAAUAAGAACUGUCCCCUAUUUAUAACGAGUGUAAACAGUUUCGUAGAAUAAUUUUAGCAUCAAACAUAUCUAAAAAUUUCUAUUACUAUGGCUGUACUUCCUAAAUCAACAGUUUCUAUGAAGCCCUUUACCUCAGUAUAAACCUCUAUAAAUCACUUUGUAUAGAUAAGUGAUUUUUUUAACUGCAUUAUUAUUCUUUAGAACUUUGGGGACCAGAUUUCCAAAAUGGUGCCGAUCACUGGGGAGAAAUAAGAAUGUUGCUGAGGUCUGAUUUCUAGAGACUCUUCUGUACCUGCCACUUGGGGCUAAAGUAACAUCAGCGGUUACAGGUUUAGCAAAUGCAGGGGAUUGGCAACUGCAGCCUCACAUACAUAGAUGUCACUCUGUAUGUUUGGCCCCUGUGCAGAGGCCUGUUGUGCAACCUUUAAAAUCUUGUUUAGGACCAGUUUUGUUUUGUUUUUUAAAAUUGCUCCAUAGCCACAGAGUGAAUAGAGCAAAUCUCCACCAUGGAACUGUUGGCUGUCUUUAUAUCACCUGUAUCACCUUUUCAUCUGUGAUAAUGUGCCUCCCAUCCAGUAUCUGUUCUCAUAGUACGACGAGCUCAGCUUGCACUCAGCAUGCUCUGCAAGGCUGAAGAGCCAUACUGAAAACCCUAUCAAUAGUGACAAAAGAUAGCUAGAUGAGGAACUACAGCUUUGCAAUUGUUUCCAAGACAUUUCUUCACUUAUGUUUACCUUAGAGUAGCAGAAAAUGGGGUCCUGACUACUCCUAUGCCAAACCAUUCCAAGUAGGUAAUUCUGUAUCCAUCUCAAGGAUUAGUACUCUAUGGCAUACUUGAGGGGCAUUAGAAAAAAAUAUUUAAAAAGCAGAGCCUCCUAGAGACAAGAAAGUCAGUCCUAACAAAACGUACAAAGUCUCUAAAACAACUUGUCCUUAAAACUCUCCCACUUAUCUCAGUGGCUUUUUUUCAUCCUUUCUUUCUCCCUAGUCCCAAAUCCUACUGCUUUAAAGGUGGUAACUAAAAUUGAAGAUGGUAGUUUGUUGAGGUUUAAGGUUUGAGCUUCCCAAGAGUCUGCAUGUUGAAAGAUUUCUAAAAAUCAUUAGGGUACCCUAAUUCCCCUCUUCACAUUUUCUACUCAGUAACUUAGAUGGUUAGGAGCCUAAAGUUCCAGGGAAGUCUUUUCCGUAACUUCGGGGCUAAUCCUGUUGAACUGUUGCUAACAGACCUGGCUUGUGUGGGUUAUUUGUAUGGAUAUAAUUCUUGAAAAAUUUUUAUGGAAUGUUUUUCUUUGGAUAAGCAAAUAAAAGAGUCAAGUUUCUAAUAUAACUUUAUCCUCAAGAAAGAGACCCUUGCCUAUUUGGUAAAUCACACUUUAGUGUAUAUAUAUUAUUAUAACCAAGUAGAACUUCCACUUUUAAGCUGGGUAUAUGAUGGGUUUUGUUAAAAAUGUGCCUUAAAAAGCCUAUUACUUCAAGAGCAAGUGAUUCUUUGGGGAAAGGGCAAAAAUAAUCCUAUGACCUAGGACCCAAGUUUGUGGUAGUAAGUGCACUCUUUGGUUAAUCACAUGUUAAUUAAUAUAAAUUACUGCUUCAAAUCUUGUGUGACAAUGACCUCUUAAUUAAAGAUAUAGGAGUUAUAUGUAAGUGUUCAUUUUUUUUAAAAGUCUGCUGUUGAAAUUUCAACACCUCUUUAAGUACUUUUACAUUUUCUCUUUCUAUGGGUGUUAGGUUUUGGCAAUCUCUGUGGUCACAUUUCAUGCUUAAACAUGGCUAUAAAGUCAAAACACAUGGUAGUUUUAAUGGUUGAGAACUUGACCUGCAGGUUUCUAGAGCAGGGCAGACCUUUGCCUUUUGAGUCAGUUAGAACUUCUUAACAGAGGUGAAAUUCUGUAUCACCUUUGGUUAUUUUCAGUGAUGUAGAUUAGCAUGAAUGACCAGUAUGGAGUCUUUUUAAAGGAAUAUAAAUAAAAAACCUGGUGAAUAUUCACAAAUAGUGUUAUUUUGUGAACAUAAUCUAUUUUGGACCCUUAAAUAAAAUAGCUAAAAAUCAUAGCAAUACUGUUAUGUGUGGGUUAUAUGUCAACUCUGUUUGAAACACACUCCAGAAAAAUAGCUGACCUUUUGUGAUGAUUAAAAUACGGCAUGUGUUCAACUUUG